AGGAGACAUUGCUAUACAGCUGAAAAAGACGUCAAUACCGGCUCUGUUCAGAAGAAAAAAGAAGACCGUUGGUAGACCACGUUGCCUGAGCGCACUGACUUUUGAAUUUGGAACAUAUUCGGUUAGCAGUUUGUGACAGUUUAUUUUUUUUCGGUAUAUUUUUUUUUAAAUGACAACACUAUUGUUAUGUUAGCUAAAGGUUCUGACAUGAUUACGUGUUCUUUACAAUUUACCGGUGCGUGAGUGAAUACAUGAUUAUGUACAACACGUCACCACACAGCAGAUAAAGUAAUUUUUAAUUAACAUAAAAAUACUUUACAGACAUUUGACAAGGUUAUUUAUUAUAAGUAACAGUUCAGUGAAGUCUCCGCGGAAAAAAAUAUUUUUCGGAUUUACUCACGUUAAGAAAUAAACGUGUUCGAUUUAAAAAUGACUCGGCUGAGUUUGCUGCUGGUGAUUUCGUGUCAAAUUGCGACGUUAACACCAAUUUUGGGCGUCAGAGGCGAUGACGAAAACCCGUACAUGCAAUUGGCGUCUUCCUUCCUCCAGAAUAUGGCGGAUAGUGGUAACGAAAAUGGACUGGGAGCUUUGGGAAGUAUCAUUGGAACGUUUAUGCAAGGUGACGCUGCAAAGAACUUAGGAGCAAUGUUAGGACAGAACGGGAAUGGUGGAAAUAAUGCUGCUGACAUGUUAUCAGGACUUGGCAGUUUACUGGGUGGACAACAAGAUGGCAAAGUGGAUCCAGCAUUUGUUCUCUCCAUGAUAUCUAUGAUCGGUCAGCAAUUGGGAAAGAGCGAGCAACCUAAAAAACAAAAAAGGCAAAUUCAGGAAUCGGACGGUUCAAACAAAGUAGAUCCCGAAUUUUUGCUUUCAAUGAUAUCUACGUUUGCUCAGCAACUGGGAAAGAGCGAGCAACCUAAAAAACAAGCGAGGCAAAUCCAGGAAUCAAACGAUUUAAACCUGGAGGGUAUAUUGAGUAUGGCUUCUGGAUUGCUGGGCAAUCAAAACGUCGCUAGUAUACUCCCUGUCAUAUUGAACUCCUUGAAUUCGUUCUCGGAACCAGAGACUAAGAAACGCGCGGAGGAACACAAAGAUCACGCCUCCUUCCUCCCUCCUUAUUUGGAGAAGGUCCAUUUGUAUUGGGAUCUGUUUAUUAAUUCAGAGCUUGGAAAGACCAUGUGGGAGAAGAGUGGGUUGAGGAAGGUGAUGAAAGCGUUCACAGGGCCUGACGGAAAGAUCAGUUUCGAGAUGAUGUUCAAGAAUUUCGAGAAUCGCUCGUUUAGGAGGCACUGGAUCAAGACGGCGGCUAAAUAUCUAACGGACGCUUUUAUGCAGAUAGCUAAACCUGAAGUUUAUCAAAGAUAUCUCAGUACUACGCAGUACAUCCUCAACGGUUUCAUGGAUACACAAGGGCUGCCCAAAGAAAUCCAUUUCGACAUGAAGAAACCUGAUAAGUCAUUCGUGAAACUUAUAAACUACGCACUGAAAAAGUACAUGGACAUACACACUGAUGUCUCUGGAUACAUCAAACCUGCUAUGGAUUACUUGAAGCAAACCAUCAAAAUGGCGGAGGCUGCGACACAGAACCUCGCUAAAGGUGGCGACACCAACCUAAUAGUAGACCGACUCACAGACACCCUCAACCUGGAGGUCAUUGAACCCGUGCUGAGGGUAUACAGAGCUUAUAGACACUCUGUGGAGGCGCCGCAUUGCCAAGAACAUCUUAUGUGCUUGGUCAACAGGCACGAUAGUCAGAAAGAUGCCCCUGGCUUCAAGGCUGGCUUGACGAAGGUCAGCAGUUUAAUUGCGUCCGCCGCGAUCAGCUACCAAAAUGGGAAAGGAUUCUGGGACCUUUACAGCGCUAUACAGAACGACGUGAACUGCGAAGCUGCUUACCCCGCCGACUGUUCAGCAUUCCAUGAACACGAAUUAAAAGUGACUACAGAGGUUUAUCAUAGUGAAUUAUAAAAAAAAAACUAUACAAAGGGAAACUCGUUACUAUUUAAGUAUUAAUAAAAUGUAUUGUAUUAUGUGUUGUAUGUCGUAGGUAGGCAAAAUAAAUUAAUAAUCUUGAUAGUAUUUAUAGAAUUAUUAUUGUCAGAAUAGGGGUGAUGACGGGGUACAGUAAACGAAAUUCUAUUUAGUCUGUCAGUUAGAGGAUCAAAAAAUAAUGGAAACGUAUUUUUUCUUUGGGCAAUCAAAAUUUGGGAGUAGGGGCCCGUGACGUCACUUUUGAGUGAAAAUUGUACUUGUUUAAUUGUAAAACGUGACGUCAUGCGAAUUUUCAAAUUAAUAUAUCUCUGCAAUGUUUAUAUUAUGUGAAAAAAGAAAAAAUACGUGUCCAAUACUUUUUGGAUAAUCUACCUGUUAUACGAAGAAAAAAAAUCAUCAUCCCUAUUAUAAUAUUAUUUGUUAGUUUCCCUGUCUACAGGUAUAGAAAAUUAUUUUGAAAUUUAAUAGUGUAACAAUUGUAAUUUUAAUGUAAAAAAAAGCAAUUGUAAUGUACUAAUUUUAAUAUUUACUACCUACUUAAUUUAGUUUUACUUCGUGAUAUCUAAGAAAUGUAGCUAAAUAUCUAAAAUAUAAGAAUUUAAAUAAAAUGAAUUUAUGAUGAGUAAAUAUGUUUGCAAUGUUAUUAUUUUAUUAUUAUAUUUUUUAAGAUUAGCAAACAUUAGAAAUAAAUUAUAUAAGUGAUUAGAUUUGCUGGAUAUAUUGGUGCUAAAUAAUAAUUUCAUUAUGUCGUAAUAAUAAUGUUUCAAAAACUUGAAACACUAUUUUCAACUCUUAUUUGUUUCAAAUCAUUUCAUUUUCAUGCACUAAAAACAUCACUUCUUUAAACAAUAUACUUUCAAAUAUUUAAAUAAAAAUAACCAUUUAUCUUCAUUUAAGUUAAAUCAUUUUAAUUACUGUGAGCUCCCUACAUUGCACAUCUUUUUUAAUAUCACAACGAAUUCGUAAAAUUAAAAUACUUAAGUAACUUGAAAAAAAUUAAGCUUCAUACUUCCUUACGAUAGCUGGAAACCCUUUUUUCGAAAACAAGAUGGAGCCAAACAUUCAUUUCGAUCUUCAUUCACCAAUUUCAUAAACUAGUGUAGUUAUAUAAUAUCUGGUUGUGAAUCUUUAUUAUUGAGUAAAUAUUUAUUAUUCAGCGUUUUUUUAUCUGUUCUAAAAAUAAGAAUUGACUUACCUAUAAUGUGACUGUACUUAAGUGAGUAAAUAAAAGACUUCAAUUCAGUGAAUAUUUUAUUUAUUUUAAUUAGGUAAUUGGAAGGAAUUCGUCAUUUCGAAAGUAUUCGAUACCUUAUAAGCUUAAAGAAUUGUGACUAUAACGCAUAAUUAUAUUAUUAGUGAUUAAGUAUUACAUACGGGGUGUAAAAAAACCUAUGACAAAGACUUAAACUUCGCAUUCUGAACACCCAAACAAGACAUAUUAUUACAAAAUAUUAUAGGUGGUAUAAAAUUUGUAUUUUUAAGUUAAAAAAAUACAUUUUUUUCUCCAGUACGCAAUGUAUAGCGCGGCACUUUACUGUGGCGCUACGCAAAGAAUGUGCCUGUGUGUAUGACUGAGCGUGUGUGAAAGUGCGUCGAUAAAAAAGUUUCUAAAUAACGUUUUGAAAAUCAUCAUCAACAGUCUAUCUUAGUCCACUGCUGGACAUAGGCCUCUCCAAUUGCACGCCACUCAGAUCGAUAUUGGGCUAAUGAAAAUACAUAUUAAUGUAAUAAAUAUUGAAAAAAUAUUUUGGCUUGGAUCUUCAAUAUUUGCAUAACCAUAAAUUUACCAGGUAUGGUCCAGAAGAAAAAAAUGAUCGUCAUGGUGUGGAAAUACGUGGCCUCCUACUUCGUUAUAGGUUUUUUUUUCACCCUGUAUAAUACUUAAUAUGGGUCUUUAUUUUGCAACUAAAUGACUAACCGAGACGCUUUCACAAAUCUGUUAAUAUCAUUUAAUAUAAUACACAACAAUAAUCAUUAUGAUGUAAGGAAUAGGUACUUAGAGGAAAACAUCUUGAGUAAUCGUUUUUAUUAAGGAAAAAUAGAAGUUUUUGUGUGUAAAACUGCUACUGCGCAGGAUUCGUUAUCUGUGGUUUAUGUAGUUUACUGAAGAUGUUUGUUGGAGUUUAUGUUUACUUCAGUUCCGUCCUCAUUUUUAUUAUAUUUUUUUCAUUCAUAGCGAAAGAUAUUACUUUAAAUCAAAUAUAGAAAAUAAACUCUCACGUCACAGUUUCCAUUUGAUUACAAUUUGACAGUUGACUUUUUUAUUAUUAUUAUCAAAUAAUUAGCCAGUUGCAAUAACAUAAAGUUUUAGAUAAAUUUGGAGACCCCUUAAACUUUUUAUACUAGCAUUUCACAUAAAUAAAUUUGACAAGUGUUACCUUCUUAUUUCAUAUAGAACAUAAGAAGGAUAUACUGCUGUCAACUUUGGUUAAAGCAAAUAAAUACCUACGAAUAGUAAUAAUGUCAAUGGGUUUUUUUUACAAUAUUAUUUGCUAUUCCUUGAAACACAACAAAAUUUACGCAGUCUUAUUACUAUAAGGUUGGUAUUUAUUUACUUAUAUAUUUGCAUCCGUUACUUUUUUAUUUGUCAUUAAUGCAUAUAUUUAUUUGUAAUAAUCUAACUACACACUAUUAGUUAUUACGCACUUAUUUCGGUAAAUCUAAAACUAAAAAAGAAAUGGACGGAUUCUUUGUAUUAUGUCUGUUACGCUCAAAGAUCGAAAACGCUCAGUGAGCGGAAAAAUAGCUCACAACGCGUUGUGGUCACAGUAAAACAUCCACAUGGCGAAAUGUGUGUUAUGGCU
Chilo suppressalis (striped riceborer) is the source of this 4796-nucleotide messenger RNA. NCBI's taxonomy places the organism in Eukaryota, Metazoa, Arthropoda, Insecta, Lepidoptera, Crambidae. The record is from the annotation of a GenBank genome assembly.